CUUUGCAACGCAUACAUACCUAUAUUCUCUCUCUUCCUCUUCAACUUCCUCCAUGGCCACUUCAACCCAAUCCCAAACGAACCACCCAGAACAAAAACCCACAAUUCCCGACCUCGAUAUCGAGCAACAACCUGUUGGAGUGCUCGAAAUUGAGGUCAUCAACUACUCUUCCCGAGCCCAGUGGCUCAGAGCUGCAGUUUUAGGCGCAAACGACGGAUUGCUCUCAACGGCGUCGUUAAUGGUGGGAGUUGGAGCCGUCCACAAGGACGUCAAGACCAUGAUCCUCACCGGAAUCACUGGACUCAUCGCCGGGGCUUUGAGCAUGGCCAUCGGUGAAUUCGUCUCUGUCUACUCCCAAUAUGACAUAGAAAUGGCUCAGAUUGAAAGGGAGGAAAUUAGCGAGAGCGAAAUCGAGGAAAGGAAGGGGAACUUGCCAAGCCCUCUGCAGGCGGCGGCGGCCUCUGCCUUGUCUUUCGCCGUCGGGGCGUUUGUGCCGCUGAUAGCGGCGGGGUUUGUUAAAGAUUAUUACGUGAGGUUGGGGGUGGUGGUGGCGGCCGUGAGCUUGGCUCUGUUAGGAUUCGGAGGGCUAAGCGCGGUCCUGGGGAGGGCGCCGGUGGUGAAGCCUUCUCUUAGGGUUUUGAUCGGAGGGUGGUUGGCCAUGGGGCUGACUUAUGGGUUAACCAAGUUGAUUGGUUCUACUGGAAUCUAAAUCGCCAGGAAAAAAAAAUCUAUCAAGAAAAAAGCUCGUAACUCAGUGUGUUACAUAGCUCUCUCUCUCUCUCUCUCUCUCCAAAAUCAUCUCCUAUACAUGCAAAAUGAAUCUAUAAUUAGGUUUCGUUCGGCUAAAUAAUUCAAUUGACUUUUUUAUUUUUAUUCAAUUUUUUUUGUAUUUAUUAGUUUUUCAUUAAUUUUUUGAAAAUUAUUGCAUCGCCAUGAUAAGAGUAAUCUAAAAAGUAAAAAUUACGAUCGGAAUCUAAUUUAUUUGAAUAAAGACAAAAAUAAGCCAAUUUUUUUGUCUUUAUUAAAAAAAAUGAAUUUUGAUCAUAAUUUUUUACUUUUUAAAUUCAUCUUGUCGUGAUGAUGCAAUAAUCCCCCAAAAAUUGACGAAAAACUAACAAAUACGAAAAAAAUUGAAUAAGGACAAAAAAAUAAGUCAGUUAAUUUAUUUAGCUGAACAGGGCCUGAAUUUUAGGGUGAAUUAGGGUAUGUAUUAGUAUUUGUCAUAAAGCAUAUUUUUUUCUCUUUUUUUUUGUGUCUUUUUUGGAAUUUUCUUUCUUAAUGUAAGCAAAAAUAAUGUAAAAUGGUUGUAUGAGAUGGUUAGCUUAGCUAGGGGGUUGGGUCCUUAAUUAUUUCUUGUUUCCUUUUCCUGUUUUAAUUUGGGUAUCUUUACAUAGGUGUGAACAUCUUGUUUAAUUAUGUAGUUGAUCUGCAGUUUAAUGAAACGAUUAAUCUUUUUUACUUACUU
Messenger RNA from Rhododendron vialii, 1465 nucleotides. RefSeq names its product vacuolar iron transporter homolog 3-like. Lineage: Eukaryota; Viridiplantae; Streptophyta; Magnoliopsida; Ericales; Ericaceae. Gene Ontology annotation, cellular component: membrane. Gene Ontology annotation, biological process: intracellular manganese ion homeostasis. Gene Ontology annotation, molecular function: manganese ion transmembrane transporter activity; iron ion transmembrane transporter activity. The coding region runs from base 53 to 709 and encodes 218 amino acids. The transcript has a single exon. The record is from RefSeq and is a predicted model, not a curated record.